CGGGCGGCGGCGCGGCGCAGAGCGGGGCCCGAGGCCGGCGGUGCGCGCUGCUCUGCCGCCUCCCGCCGCGCUCAGCAUGAAGGUCCAGUUCGCCCCCAUCAACGUCCCCCUCCGGAGGAGGAUCCAGACCGUGGCGGUGCUUCAGUGGAUCUUCUCCUUCCUGCUGCUCGCGGAGUUUUGCUGUGGGAUCUUCGUAAUCUUGAUUCUGGGCAACUUCUGGUUUGUCGGCAUCUUGUACUUGCUGUGGCUCUACCUCGACUGGGAAACGCCGUGCGCUGGAGGGAGACGGUCCCAGUGGGUCAGAAGUUGGACUAUUUGGAAAUACUUUAGGGAAUACUUUCCCAUUAAGCUUAUAAAAACUUCAGAUUUGGAUCCAAAUCACAACUACUUGCUUGGCUUUCACCCUCAUGGGGUGCUGGUAGCUGGAGCCUUUGGAAACUUUUGCACCGGGCCAGGUUUCAAGACGCUCUUUCCUGGCAUUACUCCAUACCUUCAUAUCACACCCAUCUGGUUUGGCUGUCCCUUCUUCAGAGAGUAUGUAAUGAGUGCUGGAAUGGUUUCCGCAUCCAAGGAGAGUGUCUCGUACGUGCUGAACAACGACGGCGGUGGCCACGCGUCCAUCAUUGUGAUCGGAGGAGCCGAGGAGUCUCUGAACGCACGUCCUGGAAGUUUAACGUUGAACAUCCUCAAGAGGAAAGGUUUUAUUAAAAUGGCCUUGAAACAUGGGGCUCAUCUGGUCCCAGUGUUUUCCUUUGGCGAAAAUGAACUAUUCAAGCAAGUUGCAAACCCCAGGGGUUCACGGCUCAGAAAUAUACAGGAGAGGCUGCAAAAGAUAAUGGGCUUUGCUCUGCCACUGUUUCAUGCCAGAGGAGUAUUUCAAUACAGUUUUGGCUUAAUACCUUACAGGCAACCUAUUCAUACUGUUGUGGGAAGCCCCAUCCCUGUGAAACAGAAUUUGAAUCCUACCACUGAAGAGAUUGAACAGCUACAUGAGCUAUAUCUACAGAAAUUAAGUAAAUUAUUUGAAGAGCACAAAAGAAAUUAUGGGAUCCCUGAGCAUAGAUCUCUUGUCUUUGAGUAGUGAAUUACAAUUUGUGAUUACAUGGAUCAGUUUGGAAAAAAAAUAUUGGAUGCCGAAAGAGGUCUUUCUUGCAAUCUGUGUUUUGCAACCUGUAAUUGUUCUUGUGUAAGGAAUAAUUUUAAGAAGGGAUUGUUUGAUUUUUAUCUUAUGGAAAAAAAUCCUUAGGGUGUGAUCCUGGAAGCCACUGCUGUUUUGAGUUGUCCUUUUAGAUUCACCUGUACUAAAAAUGCUAGUGAGAGACUCGGCACAGAUGUUCUUACCACCAUGGAUGUAACCAUAUCUUGAGCAGAGGAAAUCGCCCUAGCAUGAGAUCAGGAGCAGGAAAAGUAUAUGUCCCUGAAGUAUCUAGUUAGAAGUUAAGAGACUUACUAGCACGUAUCAAACAUUACAUCAAGUUGUUCUUUGAAUAUCAAAAAGCUCUAAUGCUCUUCCAUAGAGAUGAAGUCUGUUUUCAGUAGAAGGCUGAAACAUUAUGAACCAUUUACACAGGAUUUCAGGAAUACUAUGAGCUUCCUGCCCUAAUUAAGCUAUCAGCAAAAUUGGUUUCUUUGACUUAUGGAGCAGACUAAGCUCUGCUGGAGGAAGAACAAUGUUGUUUUACAUGCGUGCAGUUGCUGGGUGGUGGGAAACACUGAAUAAUGUGACUUUUUUCUUCUUUUGGACAAGCUGUACUUUAGAGCAUCAGUUUGUAAGAUGAUGCAGCUUGGUUUGGUAGUUUUAGUCUCGCAGGAAAUGGCAGGCACAGUACAGGAGGUGUUUACCAGUGAAACUGGUGGGUGAGUCAUGUGAAUUUUGCAUGUUAUGCAUAUUCAAAAUUCCUCUUAUGCUAAGCUAACAUUCCUUCCACAGAAGGAAAUGAAGCCCACUUUGUUCAGUCUAGUCCUGAAACUUCAUCAAGGAAAGUGUACUUGUAAUGCCUUUUUCUCCUCCUCCACCCCCCGUACGUGUGGAUGCCAUCUCUCCUAAGACCAAAGGAUGGGGAAGCAGACUGUGAAGUUUCAUUCUUUUUUCCUACUAGUCUGAUGAACCAAAUUGUACUCUGCAGUUUCCUUAUCUGGAAAGUAUGGGGAAAGCUGUGCAUCAGUGUGGCACAGCUGUAACUGCCAAGGCAAUGUGAGCACAGUGCUAAAGUGUAAGCACUAGAAUUUGAGAGAAGGUUUUUCUUAAGUAUGGGUAUCUAUUAGAAAAAAAAUAGAAAUCUUGGCAAAACUUUUCCAGUUAAAAUCCCUAGGCCUCCAAGAUGAUGAUGUGUGAAGAGAAUUAUAGUAUACUAUUAUAUUUUUAUAUAUGAGAAAUUACUAUAUUUGUAAAUGCUUUCUAUCUGCACAUGGACUCUGCAGAUCUGGAUUUAUUGAAAAGUGUGUGUUUUGGUUUAAGCAGGUUUGAUGCCUGUAUCAGGUGCAUGUCGUGCAGGUGCUCUGAUAGGACAUGCAUAGGCUUGUUGGGCAGCCUGGGGCAUUUGCAGCUGUGCCAGUUCAGCAGCGACACACUCUGGAACUAGCCACUAGUUGGCCCCACAAAGGCACUGGACACGUGUGCUCGCUGGGCUGGAGCCUUCCCAAAAGAAACGUGAUAGUGGUUUGGGGAAGCGUUAGAACUCUAGGGAGAAAAGAUUUUUAACAAGAUGAAGGUCUUCAAAAAAUAAAAUAAAAGCAAGGAAAAGAAAGGGGGGAGUGUGUGUUGGAAAUAACUCCCGAGGAGUGGACUCUCCAUGAACAAAGCCCCAGUGUUGAAUAAAUAUUUGCCAGACAAGGCUCAUGGAUGUUGGUCUAACCUGUUCCAAAAAUCCUCCAGCAACAGUAUGGUUUGCUUAGGAGGGCUGUGCCUUCUGGUGUGCAUCUGUCAUUCAGAGAUGACCAGUGCUGAGCCAGUGAAUCCUGCCCUCACUUUUUCUAGGGCUAUAGCUGUCCUUUUAGGAGCUGGGAUGAGAGCUGGAGUUCUUGAUGCCUGGAGAAGUAGCUCUCCUUUCUCUGACAGACUGCUGUCAGCAUACCCACAGCUCAUCUCUUCUGUACUUCAGCUCUCUUGGUGCCAAAUGUGCUUCCCCUUACUUUCCCAAUGUUUUUGCUGCCUAAUGAUGGCUGUGUGUGAUGACCAUGAGCGCAUACAAAAUUUUCAAGGGCUUCCUAUCACUGAUCAGAAAGAGAGAUUUUAGGAUCAGGGCUUGAAAAGAGGAAGGGCUGUCAGCAUUAAUGUUUGGCAUGAGCUUAAGGUCCAGGACUAUUUCAGCUGUUCAGAUAGCAAAUAUUUAGGGAGUCAGAUAUCCCAGGUUUGAUACCUGCAAGAGGCCUUUAGGAUGCUGAAGGCUCUAAGUGAUGAGCCCUGAGUAGUCACUGACCCAAUUUUGUUUAUCCAGCUGUGUUUGAACUUGUUUUUUGCUGCUUGCCCUGAUGAGUAAUGCUCAUGCAGUCAUGAAAGACAGACUUGGAGUCUGUGUCAGACUGCUCUCUCCUAGAUCACCUGAUCUAAUAAGAUGCUUCCUCCGGUAUACAGUCUGUUUUAAUCCUAUUACUUUAAUGAUACAGAAGCUCAGGAUGUAAAUUUUAAAGCCAUAGUGUAGAGUUGAGGAUUGGAACUGCUUGGAUUGUUGUUGAUUAAAUCAGCCUCAAAUUCUAGGGAACACGAGGAUACUGAUUUGGGGGAUGGAGGGGGAAAUAUAUGAUCCAGAAUGUACCCUAUGUAUAGACUCACCUCUGAAUUCCAUGAGAAAAGUGUUUGUGGGUGCUAAAUAGUAUUCAUAACUGGUAUGGUUAAAACAAGUAGGAAUUGUGUUACUCUGGCUACUAAUACUGUCAUUGAUUUAUAACACAGAAAGAUGGAGAAAAGAAAAAGUCUCCACCUAACCUAAAUAUGUAUUAGUGCCCUGCAUAUACAGUUGCUCUGUAACUGCUGCAUUUUGCCUAUGCUGGUCCUGCCAGCUUACAUUCUGUUAACAAAUGCAGCUAGGACAGGACUAUGUUUAAACAGACUGUCAGAAUCUAAAACUGAUACGCAGAUUUCCUCUAAAAUAUUUACCUUUGUGAUAAGGUAAAACAGCCCUGCAAGACUGAGCUAAAGACCAUGGACAACUCAGAGCCCUGGAAGCUCUGUUGCAGGUAGCGCCAGCGCUGAUCUGACCAUUGCUGCAGCAGUGAGGAGGCUUGCUGUGUGCUGCCAAGAGUAUCAAAUCAAGCUUCCGUGGCAGUGCAGGCUUGACAAAGCAAGAGGAGGUCAGUAUAGGAACAGUGACCCUCCCCCAUGUUCUCCCCUCCCCACGCCCAGAAUCUACACUCAGAAGAAUCAUAUUCCUGGUGGGAUGCCUGUGCCUAUGCAGACCUGUGGUGUGCCUCUCAGAGGGUGUCUGUGGCCACAGUUAUGGAUUAGGUGCAUGACCUAGGCAGAUAGCUUACCUUUUUUCUCCCUAAGGAUAGACUACAGAGGUGAAACUUGUACCUGUGCCCUAUCACCUUCUAGAGAAAAGGAUUAGCAGUUUGUAUGUGCUCACAUUGCACAGGGGUUUCACCACUUUGCUGACUUCACUCUGCAGAAGUAACUCCAGGGAAGCAAGGCAUCUAGCAAAAGGAUAGAUGCUCUGCCUCUACACCAUGCAAAUACUGCCUCUCCAGUGUACUGAAGCUGUUCAUGCCUGCCUGUUCCCUUGCGGAUAAAUAUCUCUUCACUAAAAUAUGUCUACAAAAACUCCUUACACACAGAAUCAGUCCUCGAGAACUUUUAUCUCUUGAACUACAAAGCUUAUUUUACACUCUUUGAUACCUUUGUGACUUUUCAUGGUACCUGUAAAAUAACAAUUUUAGUUGUUACAAUGAUAGCUGUAGCUAGGAGAUGUGAGACAAUAAAGGUUUGCACCAAAGUG
Rhea pennata is the source of this 4934-nucleotide messenger RNA. RefSeq names its product monoacylglycerol O-acyltransferase 1 (gene MOGAT1). Gene Ontology annotation, molecular function: diacylglycerol O-acyltransferase activity. Gene Ontology annotation, biological process: diacylglycerol biosynthetic process; triglyceride biosynthetic process. Lineage: Eukaryota; Metazoa; Chordata; Aves; Rheiformes; Rheidae. The record is from RefSeq and is a predicted model, not a curated record. Bases 77 to 1081 code for a protein of 334 amino acids. The transcript has 6 exons. Gene Ontology annotation, cellular component: endoplasmic reticulum membrane.